AUGGAGGCGGGUGUGAACGUGACAGUGGCUGGCGACGGCGGGAGCUUGGGGCCCUCCUUCGUCGGGCUGGAGCUGUUGAACAGGCUCAAGCCGCUGUUCCUCCUGCUGUAUGCGGUGCUGGUGGUAGUGGCCUGUGUGGGCAACUCCCUGCUGGUGCUCCUCAUCUCCACCACCAAGAAGCUGCACAACACCACCAACUUCCUGAUCGGCAACCUGGCCGCCUCCGACCUGGUCAUGUGUCUGCUGUGCGUGCCGCUCACCGUCUCCUACGCCUUCGAGCGCCGCGGCUGGCUCUUUGGGGUCUUCAUGUGCCACUUUGUGACCCUCAUGCAGGCGGCCAGCGUCUUCGUGUCGGUGCUGUCGCUAACCGCCAUCGCCGUGGACCGGUACGUGGUGGUGAUUUACCCCGUCCAUCGCCGUAUCCGGCCGCGCUCCUGUGCCUACGUGGUGGUCCUGAUCUGGCUGCUGUCCCUCGCCAUCUCGGCCCCCGCCUCGCUGCACACACGCUACCUGGACCUCAACCGGACGGGCCACGAUAUGAUCGUGUGCGAGGAGUUCUGGAACGAUCUGGAGAGGCUGCGUCUGCUCUACUCCUGCUCCGUGUUGCUGUUGUUCUACAUGCUGCCGCUCUGCACCGUCUCCAUCUCCUACUGCGCCAUCGGCCGCCACCUGAGGAAGAGGAGAGUGCCGGGGGCUGCCGUGUGCGGGCAGGAGAGGUGGAGCAGCAGGAAGAGGAAGACUUUCCGCAGGCUAACCAUCUCCAUCCUGGCCUUUGCCCUCUGCUGGAUGCCCCUCCAGACCGUCAAUCUGAUCAGGGACAUCGACCUGGACUUCACCAUCAUGGGCAAGAGGUACACGAACGUCAUCCAGAUCUGCUGCCACCUGGUGGCCAUGAGCUCCGCCUGUUACAACCCCUUUAUCUACGCCUCGCUGCACCACAAGCUGCGGCUCCGGCUUGCUUCCUAUUAUUUCAGGAGAAAGUCUUUUGCGAUCAAAUGUCAGACCUGUCACGCAACACGGGUGGUCAUCUCCGAUAACGGGGCACACGGCCCCGUCGAUGCACCAGAGCGUCAGCUUAGACUACAUGAUUCCAAGUCGCGACGCCAGACCCGAAACCCACAACCGUCCGUCGCAGAGGUGAGAGGGUGUACCGCUGCCCCGCUCUCCCAGCACACCUCACUGGAGCGUCAGCCCAGAGACGACACGUGCGCGAAGGUCUCCGACGCGCGGGGGGCGGGGGGGCUGAAACCCGCCACUUUGCGACUCGGCGGCGAGCAUUGGGCCAGGAAGAAGGCACGCGUCCAACUCUAUCAAUUUAAAUCAUUCAACGAGUGGUCUGCGGAGAUCGUCAACAUUUCCUAA
Messenger RNA from Callorhinchus milii (elephant shark), 1362 nucleotides. It is a transcript of the gene prlh2r, whose product is annotated as prolactin releasing hormone 2 receptor. NCBI's taxonomy places the organism in Eukaryota, Metazoa, Chordata, Chondrichthyes, Chimaeriformes, Callorhinchidae. The transcript has 4 exons. Gene Ontology annotation, molecular function: neuropeptide binding; neuropeptide Y receptor activity. Gene Ontology annotation, biological process: G protein-coupled receptor signaling pathway. The record is from RefSeq and is a predicted model, not a curated record. Gene Ontology annotation, cellular component: plasma membrane; neuron projection. The coding region runs from base 1 to 1362 and encodes 453 amino acids.